Messenger RNA from Trematomus bernacchii (emerald rockcod), 1334 nucleotides. RefSeq names its product cellular repressor of E1A-stimulated genes 1 (gene creg1). The record is from RefSeq and is a predicted model, not a curated record. Lineage: Eukaryota; Metazoa; Chordata; Actinopteri; Perciformes; Nototheniidae.
UUUACCUGCAGCUCCUCCUCUUCCUCCUCCAGACUCUUAUUGUGAAACUCUCUCAUGUUGUUUACCUCCAGCCUCUCAGCGACUCUCCUUCAGAUCUGACCCGAGAAUGAGCGCUGUUUCCUGGCCUGCGUGCUCCUGGUUCUCCCGGUUCUCCUGGUUCUCCCUCCUCUCCCUCCUCUCCCUCCUCUCCCCGGCCUCCUCUCUCCGGAUCCCCCCCCACGAUGAGGUGGCCCAGGUGGCUCGCUUCGUGGCCCACCAGUGUGAUUGGGCCUCCAUGGCCACCGUCUCGUCUCACAGCCCGCUGAUUGGCCGGCCCUUCUCCAACACUUUCUCUGUGAGCGACGGGCCGCGAGGCUCCGGGACCGGGACCCCUUACCUGUACCUGACCCGCAUGGAGGUCUCCGGGCAGGACCUGCAGGUAAACCCCGCCUCCUCUCUCUCCAUGGUCUCUGGCUCAGACUGAUUACUGCAGACUGCAGGCUUCGACCCCCAGAGCCCCCUGUGUGCUCACAUCAUCCUAUCAGGAGACACCGUGGAGGUGGAGGGCUUGGAGGCGGAGUUUGCACAGAAGGCGUUUGUUCUCUCUCGUCACCCGGAGAUGAUUGAUUGGCCGUCCGACCACAGCUGGUUCUUUCGCCAAGCUCAACAUCACACAGGUGUGGUGCUGGAUUAUUUUGGCGGGGUGAAGAAAGUGACCCCCGAGGAAUACUACAAUGCCUCGCUGCACAGGAAACACCACUGACCUGCUGCUGCUGGAGGAUGUAGUUCUUUAUAUCAGUUUGUAGUUCUAUAACUCAGUUUGUAGUUCAAUAACUCAGUUUGUAGUUCUUACCUGCUGUUUGUAGUUCUAUGGCUCAGUUUGUAGUUAUAAUGGCUCAGUUUGUAGUUCUAUAACUCAGUUUGUAGUUCUAUAACUCAGUUUGUAGUUCUUUAACUGCUGUUUGUAGUUCUAUGGCUCAGUUUGUAGUUCUCUUCUGCUGUUUGUAGUUCUAUGGCUCACAGGAGGAGUGAAUCUGAGGCUAGGAGUGAUAUCAUAUAGUGUGAUCAUAUAUGAGUGAAAAUAUACCAGAACAUAUUUGUAUUGUUCUGACUAUAUCAGAUUUGUUUCCUUGUUUUGCUUUGUUUUGCCAAACUGCCUCCCACUAAAGCCCCAUUUUAAUACAGAAUUUGCACUAAAAAGUAAAUGUUUCGUAAUGACUAGGACAGUAUGUGAUCUGCAGAUAAUGAAUCAUCACAUUCAGGAGGUUUUAUAAUAUUCUGAGGACCAAUGUUGUUUUCUCUCUCUGCACUGAAAUUAUUUCUUUUAUUAAAUAAAGUUUGUUAAAAUUUAAAAA